AUGUCCUUAUCGGCCGAAAUUGAGCCUGUUGUGAUCAAAUGGAUGAAGAAUGGAAAGAUCUUGGAUGAAGGUUUCUUUUUGUUGUGUUUAGAAAUGUAUGCUCGCGAUUUUGGGUCUCUAUUAAUAGUUAUUAUAGCUUUUGUUGGACUUUCAUUAUUGAGUGUAGCUGCAAUAUUCAUACGUAAAAGAUUUUGCCUCAUUAAAAAAGACAAAGAAUUAAUUGCACGAUUCCAGAUCGCCAGAACCAACAAACUGUGCUCAUAUUCAGACGACUGUAUUAUUGGUCCUAUUACCGAGGAACCUGAAUAUACAUAUGUUGAAAAUCAAAAUACACGCACAGAUAGUGAUAAUGAAGAAACUGUGUCACAAAAUCAGGGUGAGGAUAGUUGUGCUGAAAAUCAAUACAAUAUUUUGGGAGAAUGUAGAACUAUGACGUCAGACCAUGCUGAAUCUAAACUUUAUGACUAUUCAGAAAAUGUCAGUGGAAUAUACAGUAGUACAUGUAGAGGAAAAGUUAACAUAAUAAACAUUGAAUCAAAUGAUUGAGAAUUUUUCAUAUGGAGAAUCAAUCUUAAUAUCUAAUGCUUAUCGAAAAUAUUUUAUGCAGAAUAUGAG
Molecule: messenger RNA, 615 nt
Organism: Saccostrea echinata
Lineage: Eukaryota; Metazoa; Mollusca; Bivalvia; Ostreida; Ostreidae
Exons: 3
Coding region: 1-546 (181 amino acids)
Source: RefSeq, a predicted model, not a curated record